This is a messenger RNA of Trypanosoma cruzi, 761 nucleotides long. RefSeq lists its product as uncharacterized. The record is from RefSeq and is a predicted model, not a curated record. Lineage: Eukaryota; Euglenozoa; Kinetoplastea; Trypanosomatida; Trypanosomatidae. The annotation marks the transcript as partial. The transcript has a single exon.
AUGAGCGAUGUGAGGCAGGCCAUCCUUGACGCCCUGGGUGCUGCCGCGGACGCGAACCCAGACAUCCGUCACCAUGGUGAGGCACAGUUACAGCGGUUGAAAGAGAGCCCGGAGAUCUUUUUUUCAAGUUGCGCGGAGUUGUUUACGGACGCUAGGGUGCCGACUCGGGGACGGCAACUUGUCGGAUACCUCCUGAAAAAUCAUUUGGCGCAUCCAUCGUGUCUGCAGAACAAGACGCUGCAGGUUGCGGUCAUGGAGAGCGCAGUGGUGGACCCGGAGUGCAGCAUACGCGCUGUGGCAUGCGCCAUCAUCAGUGCUGCUGUCAGGGAAGCAUAUUGGCCGGUGCAGCCCGUCGUCAGUUCCCUCACAGGUGUUUUUUCCACACGCAGUGGGGAGUUACACGCCGUUCAUGGCGCAAUGCGUGCAUUGUCGCAGAUUGUUGAUGAUACCGUGCAACUCCUGGACAUGCGGCAACUCACUGGUGUUGUUGUGAGUGCUGUUUUGCCCUAUCUCAGAACACAACUUGGAGGGCGAGAGGGCCUGGAGGUGCAGCUAAAGGCAUUAGAUACAGUUUCUGUAGUGCUUGAGCAGGCUGGCUUUGAUUGUAGCAGCUUUUCUUACAGCAGUAUGCGUCCUUAUGUUCUAAAUGUUAUUGAAUCCUGCUUUAUGAAUCUGCAGAACCCGUCUUCUGCUCAGUUGUCCACCAAGUCUGUGAAGUGUCUUGUUUUGUCACUUGGCUACCACGACCUUAUAUCUGACGA